This is a messenger RNA of Penicillium griseofulvum, 2007 nucleotides long. RefSeq names its product TFIIH complex kinase subunit CCL1. The transcript has 5 exons. Bases 1 to 2007 code for a protein of 668 amino acids. Gene Ontology annotation, molecular function: protein binding. The record is from RefSeq and is a predicted model, not a curated record. NCBI's taxonomy places the organism in Eukaryota, Fungi, Ascomycota, Eurotiomycetes, Eurotiales, Aspergillaceae.
AUGGCUAGCAAUCGUAUGCGUCGCAUUGGAAAGGAAAUUGCGGACAUCCACGCCGAUGCCCACUCUCAAAUCAAGGCUGAGCCAUUUGGCAACCAGGACGAUGUCACUCACCUAAGGGGAUCAUUUCCAGGGCCACCCGGAACUCCUUAUGAAGGUGGCACCUACAAUAUCGAUAUCAAAAUCCCCACCGACUACCCUUUCCGACCACCUACCAUGAAGUUUGAGACUAAAGUGUGGCAUCCAAAUGUCAGCAGCCAAACGGGUGCAAUCUGUCUUGACACGCUUUCUACUGCUUGGUCGCCAGUUCUGACCAUCAAGUCUGCUCUGCUUUCGCUGCAAUCUUUGCUCAGCACACCGGAGCCCAAAGAUCCCCAAGAUGCUGAAGUGGCUAAUAUGCUUCUCAAGACACCUAAAGAGUUUGAGCGUGUUGCACGCGACUGGGCAGUGGUCUAUGCUGGAGCUCCCGUGCGUAGUGCUGAAAAUGGAAGCAGCCCAAGCCUAAAAGACUCCCGAGAAGCAGCUGAGGAAGCCAGUCUUGCAAAAUAUGAUGGAUACAACAAGAAUUUGAUCGACCGUUUCGGCAGCAUGGGCUUCGAUGUUGAGCGCGUUGUGGCUGCUUUCCGCUCUGCUGGUGUUGAACGCAGAGGAGGUCAGGACUAUGAAUUAGGAGAAGGUCGUAUGGGUGAUAUUGCUGCCCGGCUUCUCGCCAAGAGCACCAACGCCAUGAUUGAAGACGAUAUUUACAGGGCCUCAUCCCAGUAUCGAUUGUGGUCAUACACCGAGCCAUCUCUGCAAUCCCUCAGAGCCUCGACAAAUGCUGUUGCCAGCGAGCGUGUGCGUGCGGCUUUGCGCAGAUCGCGCGAAACACAUCAGUCGACCGCAUCCUCCGCGGCGGGGACACCACUACCGGAAAGCAAUAUGGAAAUGAACAAAAAUGAGAAUGAUGUGGAAUGCUUGACGCCAGAGGAGGAGCUCGUUCUCGUACGGUAUUACUGCGAGAAGACCCUUGAGCUAGGAGAGACAUAUAAGCCACCAAUUCCGACAAUGGUCCGGGCCACCGCGAUCCAAUACCUCCGUCGCUUCUACCUGACUAAUUCACCCAUGACAUACCAUCCAAAGUCUAUCAUGGCUUGUGCGCUCUUCGUCGCUACCAAAACGGAUAAUUACUAUAUCUCUCUUCGGCAAUUUGCAGAUGGAAUUCCCGGUGACACAACGACGGAGGACGUCAUCGCACCGGAAUUCCUACUCAUGCAGGGACUCCGUUUCACAUUUGAUGUACGGCAUCCAUUUCGGGGACUCGAAGGCGGCGUUAUGGAACUACAAGCCAUUGCGGAAGGCCGAGGCCAGCCAGCCCCCCAUCUACCACAUGAGACGGCGGAAGAUCUCCAACAAGGAUUGCUGUCCAUCGCACCUCCUCCCGUCCCAUCGUCAUCAAUGUCAGAUCGAAUUGCUCGGGCUCACGGCACAACUCGCGAGCUGCUGAAAUCCGCUGCGCAGAUGACAGACGCCUAUUUCUUGUAUACACCUUCCCAGAUCUGGUUUUCUGCCUUUUUACUGGCGGAUCGUCCGCUAGCCGAGUUUUUGCUAGAUGUCAAACUUGGUGGUCCUGUCACAGCCACAAUUCCUGCCCCGGAAACAGACGAAAAUGGCCUGGUGAACCCUCUAUACGAAAUCCGCUCCAAGCUGCAUCACGUAUUGACUCAAUGUUCUGCUCUUCUCCAAUCAUACACACCCCUCUCUUCGGACCCUGCGCAAAUGAAGAGCCUCAAGCGCAUCGCGAAGAAACUAUAUCAUUGCCAGAACCCCGAGAAGGUGAAUCUAGCUGCUGCUCGGAAACGGGAUUCAGCCCUGCCAUCGACAGCUGUUCAAAGCGACACUGGAGUGGCAACUUCUGAAAGCGAAACAGAACGCCUAGCGAAAAAGCGAAAAAUGGAGCAAGAACAAAUCAUCCGUCAGGAUGGUGAUGUUUUUGGCCCGGAGUUGGUCACUCAGCGGACUAAGCAGUAA